Messenger RNA from Staurois parvus, 886 nucleotides. The record is from the annotation of a GenBank genome assembly. Lineage: Eukaryota; Metazoa; Chordata; Amphibia; Anura; Ranidae.
AGUCUUGCACAGGUGUAUUGGCUCCUCCCCUUUUGUCUUGCACAUGUGUAUUGGCUCCUCCACUUCUGUGUUGCACAGGUGUACUGGCUCCUCCCCUUCAGUCUUGCACAGGUGUAAUGGCUGCUCCCCGUCAGUCUUGCACAGGUGUACUGGCUCCUCCCCUUUAGUCUUGCAUAGGUGUACCAGCUCCUCCCCUUCAGUCUUGCACAGGUGUACUGGCUCCUCCCCUUCUUUCUUGCACAGGUGUACAGGCUCCUCCCCUUCUGUCUUGCACAGGUGUACCAGCUCCUCCCCUUCAGUCUUGCACAGGUGUACAGGCUCCUCCCCUUCUGUCUUGCACAGGUGUACCAGCUCCUCCCCUUCAGUCUUGCACAGGUGUACUGUCUCCUCCCCUUCAGUCUUGCACAGGUGUACCGGCUCCUCCCCUUCAGUCUUGCACAGGUGUACCAGCUCCUCCCCUUCAGUCUUGCACAGGUGUACCAGCUCCUCCCCUUCAGUCUUUCACAGGUGUAUUGGCUCCUCCCCUUCAGUCUUGCACAGGUGUACCAGCUCCUCCCCUUCUGUCUUGCACAGGUGUACCGGCUCCUCCCCUUCUGUCUUGCACAGGUGUACCAGCUCCUCCCCUUCAGUCUUGCACAGGUGUACCAGCUCCUCCCCUUCAGUCUUGCACAGGUGUGGCCCCUCCCCUUCAGUCUUGCACAGGUGUAGCGGCUCCUCCCCUUCAGUCUUGCACAGGUUUACCUGUUCCUCCCCUUCAGUCUGGCACAGUUGUACCGGCUCCUCCCCUUCAGACUUGCGCAGGUGUACAGGCUCCUCCCCUUCAGUCUGGCACAGUUAUACCAGCACCUCCCCUUCAGGCUUGCACACAUGUGUGCUCGUAUGUAUG